AUGCUUCUUCACAUGAAUUCUUUUAAUAAUAAUGAUAUUAACUCAACUUCAACACCACAAAACACCAAGGACCAUCGUAAAGCAGGAAAUAUGCAUUACAAUCUACCGGCUAAGAUUCCUAAACUUGACCUAACUUCAUCAUCGGUUUACUCUAAGCUAUUUGACAGAAUGGAAACAGAAAAUAUUUUUGUACCUCCGGAAUCAGUUGCAGUUCCAGAUAUUUCAUUUGUAGUUUCUCCUGGUGUUGAUGUCAUCAAGAAGUUCAGAAAGUCUACCUUCACUCCUGAAAAUUCUCCUCACAAUUUAAGUUUAGAUGAUUAUCGAAAAAUGUUGCAACGAGCUAAGUCUGGAUUGGUGACCUCUUCAGAAUCAAAAGCUGGAAAAAAUACGAAGGUUUUAGGAAAUCUUCAGUUUACAAGUCCAAUUGCGAGAACGUCUGAAUCCGUGUUGUUGCCAUCCACAGAGUCCGCAAAGUUGGUUAUUACUCCGACAGAUGGAGACAAAGCCGCUGAGAUGUGGUGUAAUAAGGUUAGCAAUACUGCCUACCUCAGUUCUGAUUGGAUCGCCAAGUUCUCUUCCUCUACAUACAAUGAUGGCGAGCGAAUUGAGCUGGAGGCCAAAACUAAGUUCUAUGAAAAUCAGAGAGAGAUUGCACUGGAACAAUAUAUGCGUAACAUUGAGCAGAGGAUGUCUUGUCUAAUGCAAUCACCUCCUGUGCUUCCUGAUCCAUAUUUGAAGCCAGUCCCUAUUCCCAAAGUACUUCCUCACAGAGAGACUGGGAAACCUGGUCUAACAACAUUAACAAGUAAACAAAAAGCAGAGGUAAAACAAUUUUUUGAAAAGGCCUCCGGUGACUUGAAUGCAGUUCUUGUACAUAGUAAACGCUUCAGACUAAAGGUAACACUGCGCGAUAUCACCACACUCACUGGGAAUACAUGGCUAAAUGACAUUGUUGUCAAUUUCUACCUUCAACUCAUUUCGCAUCGGUCCCGUCAGUGCCCAGAAAUGCUUAAAGUCCAUGCCUUUAAUUCUUUCUUCUAUCCUCAAUUCGUAUCUGCCGAUUACUCUGGUGUUAGACGGUGGACAAAGUCGGUGGAUCUCUUCAGUCAAGAUUUGGUUCUCAUUCCUGUACACGACAGAGGCAUGCACUGGUGUCUUACUUGUGUUGAUUUUCGCGCGAAAACUAUCUCCUAUUAUGACUCAUUACAUGGUCGUAAUGAUCAGUGUCUAGAUAGAAUCUUACAUUACCUUGAUGCAGAAAGUCGAGACAAGCGAAGCAAGCCACUUGAAGAUAUCCAGUCCUGGAAGAAAAAGAAUAUGGAGGGACAGAUGCCUUCCCAGAAAAACGGCUCAGACUGUGGUGUGUUCACGUUGACAACUGCAGAGUUCCUUUCGCGAGAUGCGGAACUUAUUUUUGAGCAAUUCCCUAUCCAGCUCCGAUAUGGCAGAAAUUCGACAGAGGAUGAUCUACGAGAUUUUGACAGUUCAGCUCUUAAACACCGGCACAAGUCUGUCCGACACAUCGUAAUCCCUUUGGUUAUGUCUACUUCAUUUCUUCCUGGCUCUUUGACAUAUCAACAAAAAAACCUGAAAAAAUUGACAAUGGAAAAACCAAAAGUGCUCCCAGAACAUCUUGCAACACUCAAAGGGAAGACCUGGCUCAAUGAUGGGGUAGUGAAUUUCUACCUAGAGCUCAUCUCACGUCGAUCAAGACAGAUCCCCGAAAUGCCCAAGGUGUAUACAUUUAACUCCUUCUUCUACGAGAGGCUCUGUAGCGUUGGCUAUGAGGGUGUCAAGCGAUGGGCAAAGGUGGACAUAUUCAGUCAAGACUUGGUCUUACUUCCAAUACAUCAUGAGAACAGUCAUUGGUGUCUUAUUGUAACACAUCUGUUAAAGCGAACAAGCAUGGAGGAGUUCUACCGAAAAUGGUGUAUUGAUUUCCGCAAGAAAACUAUCUCCUAUUAUGAUUCAUUGCAUGAUCGAAAUGAUGAGUGCCUGAAAAGGAUCAUGGGAUAUCUCGUUGAAGAAAGUGCAAAAACGCAGAAGAUGUCUCAGGAAGAUGAAUCUUCUUGGCAAAUGGUGAAUAUGGAAGAUAGGAUUCCUUUGCAGACAAACACCUGGGACUGUGGUGUUUUCGCGGUUACAACAGCAGAAUUCCUUUCUCGAGGUGCCGAUCUUAUCUUUGAUCAGACUGAUAUGGUGGAAAUUCGACAGCGAAUGACAUACGAAAUUCUCAAACGUCAGCUUUUAGUUGUCCGAACAGAUUUGUCUAAUUGUCCUCCCAAUAUCCUAUGCGCUAUCCCUCCCGCCACAAUGACAAUCGCCUAG
Messenger RNA from Rodentolepis nana, 2328 nucleotides. The record is from the annotation of a GenBank genome assembly. NCBI's taxonomy places the organism in Eukaryota, Metazoa, Platyhelminthes, Cestoda, Cyclophyllidea, Hymenolepididae.